Messenger RNA from Adineta steineri, 792 nucleotides. The record is from the annotation of a GenBank genome assembly. NCBI's taxonomy places the organism in Eukaryota, Metazoa, Rotifera, Eurotatoria, Adinetida, Adinetidae.
AUGAAUAUGCUAAAAGAUUCUCUAUUUUCUCCUUCACGUAAAGGAAAAACAAAAAGAAACUAUAAAUUUCAUCAAGCAAAUAAUUCUUUAACUGAUCCACUUUUAUAUACAUUUGAAAAUAAUGAUAUAGAAUUAGGAACAAUGGAUUCUGAUGAAGAAUCAACAUCAAAUAAUGAACAUAAUAUUCGUACUCGUUAUGCAAAACAAAAUUUUAAACCAGCAGCACAAGGUGGUGGUUCAAUUGUUAUUGUUGAAAAACCAAUAUUACCAAAUGAAACUAUUCAAGCAUUCUCUAUUCGAUAUCGAGUACCUAUUUCUCAAUUAAAACGUUUAAAUAAUUUACAAAAUGAUCGAGAUUUCUAUGCAUUAACAUCUUGUCGAAUACCUGUACAACGUUUUGGUGUACUUCAUGAAGCAUCAUCAUCAUCAUCAAUAACUGUUGAUUUACAUGAACAAUCAACAAUCUCAUUACCUGUUACACAUCUAUCUCAACAAAAUCAUCAUGCUUUUUUAAAUGCAAUGGAUCAAGAUUUAGCAUUAAUGCGUACUAAAGUUGAACAAUUAAUUGAUACACCAUCAUCAACAAUAUUGAAUUCUAAUCCAUUAAUAUCUCAGUCAUUAUCAACAAGAAUUUUAAAACCUACAGGAAAUACAACUAAUGAAUUAAAUUGUGAUGAAGCUGAUUGUGGUUUUAGACUUUGGCAUAUCAUUAUGAUUAUUAUCGUUAUUGCUCUUAUACCAUUUAUUUUUGCAUAUUUUUAUAUAAAAUCUCUUCAUAAUCGUAAAAUAUGA